GGGGGUUCUGGUUCUUGGGAAAUUUUAUUUGGGAACAGUCGGAUUUUAGGGUUUGGGUUAGCUUAAGUGAAUCUUGGUUGGUUAAUCGUUUUUUUGUUUCUCUUUUGGCGCAGUGAGAUUGCACGAUGAGAGAGAGAGAGAAGGAGAAGGCAAGCUGGAGAACAGAAUCUUCGUGGGAGGAUUAUCGCGGGACGUCAAAGAGAGACAGCUCGAGCACACUUUUGGCCGCUUCGGCAAAAUCGUCGAGUGUCAGGUCUCCGAUCCGCUUUUCUAAAUCAGAUGCCUUAUGUUCCUUGAGUCUUCGUUCUUUGCUUGGUCCUGCAUUGUUGUUGUCUUGUUUGCCGAGUGGUUCGAAGGACAAUUGGAAAUUUCAGAGACCCAUGUUCGAAUCUGUGUUUUGGAGUGAACCAUGGAUCUGGGAAUGUAGGAGCUUUGUCUGGAUGAAACCCAAAAUACCUCAGUAACCAAUCCAUGAUCGAACCUGGUGGUCACUAAGAUAUUUCAACUGUUGCAGCCAAGCAUGUUUAUUUUUGUGUUGCUAAAACAUCAAUCAGGGCAGUGCCAUAUGCAUGUAGCUGGAGCUGGUUUCCCUCCUGCCCUUUUGAUUUGAUUGAGGUACCGCCUUCAGUAGUAUCUCUGAAAUGGUCUCUAUGAGAUCAUUUCGCUAUGCCCUCGAAGUACCAUUGGCGGGAUAUUGAAGCAUUUCUAACUAAUUAAUAUUGAUGGAAAGGAACUCACGAGAUGAUAAAUGGUUGCCUGGUUGGUCUAUAAAUGUCAUGUUCAGAAUGCCGGCCUUUCUUUUAGCGGACUUAGCUUGAGAAAUGAUGUUAUGACACUCAUUGUUGUGGCCGUAUAAAGUUGGAGACAAGAAACAAGGUACAGGCAGAUCAUUGCUUUGUGACAUUGUGGUAUGUGAUUAUGAAGACUUCAAAAGAGCAACUGCUGCAUUGUAGUGAUGAGAGCACUGAGAAGGAUAUUUGAUAUUCGUUUUCUGAUGAUUAUUCUGCAUCAGUAUUAUAUUCCUACUAAGUCAGUAAUAUGGUAGAAGAUCACCCGUUAUCAGACGAAAGAGUCUUGCUAUUCGUCUAUUUGCUUGAGAAUUUUUCUGAUUGUGCCACUUCUGCUGCAUUCUAUAACAAACGGUAACAUCAUGGUGGAGAAAGAGACAGGUCGUUCACGUGGAUUUGGAUUUAUCACAUUUUCCGACCGCCGAGGAGCAGAUGAUGCAAUUAAGCAUAUGCAUGGGAGGGAGUUUGGUGAAAGGGUCAUCUCUGUGAACAAAGCCGAACCCAAGAUUGGGGGAGAUGAUUUAGAUCAUUCUCAAAGAGGGGGUGCUGGCUACUCAUCUCGUGGCAAGGUUAGCUAUAGGGGAGGAGCACCCGCCAUAGCUGAGGACGAGUGCUUCAAGUGUGGACGGCCUGGCCAUUGGGCCCGAGACUGCCCAUCAAUUGGUGCCGGGCAAAGCGGUCCAAGAGAUUUGUUAUCAUUGCGUUCUAGAUCCGGUGAAUUCAAUGGAAAUGGACGCCGAGAUCAUCACUUUGGAGAUCGUGAGCACUUCUGGGAACGUGAUCGUUACGUGGAUGAACGAUAUGGUGGUGGAACCUAUAAUGUCAGGGACCGUUUAGAGAGGGGAGACAGAUAUGGACGAGCUCGUGAUCAAUAUGAAUUCGAAAGGUACGCCGUGCCACCUGGAGAUCGGUUAGGGGGGGAUAGGUAUGGCGGGUCGGAACGAUAUGGCGGGAAAGUGAGAGGGUACGAGAGGGAUUCUUACGCGAGGGGGAUGAAUGACAGGUACGGUGGGGCAGCGAGGCCAACACCACGGGAUGAGGGGAGAGGCCAGAGAGCUCGGCCUGGUCCUUACAGCCGGCCGAGCCGGGCUGUGGAACGAGCCUCUUCGUUUGAUCGUUGGUAGGUGAAUGAAAAAUGACAAGAAAAGAAAUUGCCAACCAAUGGAACCUUUCUUUUGGAUUUUGUGAAUUGGGUGAAUAGAAAUCCGAUUCUACAUCUGAUGUUUUGUUUUGUUUGUGUUUUGAGAUUACCGUAAUCAGAUGAUUAGUCUCCGGUCUAUGCAUAUCGUAUGUAUAGAUAUUGUUGAA
Tarenaya hassleriana is the source of this 2096-nucleotide messenger RNA. Its product is annotated as glycine-rich RNA-binding protein RZ1B. Bases 1151 to 1912 code for a protein of 253 amino acids. NCBI's taxonomy places the organism in Eukaryota, Viridiplantae, Streptophyta, Magnoliopsida, Brassicales, Cleomaceae. The record is from RefSeq and is a predicted model, not a curated record. Gene Ontology annotation, molecular function: zinc ion binding; RNA binding. The transcript is spliced from 3 exons.